This is a messenger RNA of Astrephomene gubernaculifera, 2118 nucleotides long. The record is from the annotation of a GenBank genome assembly. NCBI's taxonomy places the organism in Eukaryota, Viridiplantae, Chlorophyta, Chlorophyceae, Chlamydomonadales, Astrephomenaceae.
UCAACUAAACCAGUACGCGUCCGGUUGUGCGAAGCAUAACGACUGCACCCACCCUGCACUCCAAUCUAUUGCCCUACGUCUUCAGUGGACUGCAAAUUAAGCGUCGCAACCUGCAAGCUUUAGCCACGUGGGGCUGGUAUCAAGAACCACCGAUAACCCAUUACCUCGAAUCGUGUGCACUAUAACGAAGUAAGCUAUUAGGUUUUGGACCUCUUUGGAUGCCUACGAGACGUGGACAGGGCCCAAGUCAAAGUCGAGGCAGCCGUACGAUGAAAAAUGUCCCAAAACGGUUCCACGCUUAUCAAGACGAAGCCGCGUUGUGAGCGCAACCGCGUGCUGGUGACUGGAGGUGCAGGCUUUGUUGGCAGCCACCUUUGCGAGUUCCUGGUUGAGCGUGGUGACCAUGUAAUUUGCUUGGACAACUUCUUCACCGGAAGCAAGGAGAACAUUGCUCACCUGCUGGGGAAGCCCAACUUUGAGGUUAUCAGGCACGAUGUCGUGGAGCCGAUCCUGCUCGAGGUGGACCAAGUUUACCACUGCGCCUGCCCAGCGUCACCGAUUCACUACAAGUACAACCCUAUCAAGACGGUUAAGACCAGCUUCCUGGGCACGAUGAAUAUGCUGGGCCUCGCCAAGCGCUGCAAGGCUCGCUUCCUCAUCACCAGCACCAGCGAGGUCUAUGGUGACCCUCUGGAGCACCCGCAGCGGGAGACGUACUGGGGCAACGUGAACCCCAUCGGCGAGCGCUCUUGCUAUGAUGAGGGCAAGCGUGUCGCUGAGACGCUGGCCAUGGACUACCACCGCGAGCACGGCGUUGCGGUUCGCAUUGUCCGCAUUUUCAACACCUACGGCCCGCGCAUGGCCCUGGACGACGGCCGCGUGGUCAGCAACUUCGUGAGCCAGGCGUUGACCAACAAGCCCAUCACCGUGUACGGCGACGGCCAGCAGACCCGCUCCUUCCAGUAUGUGAGCGAUCUGGUGCGCGGCCUGGUGGCGGUCAUGGAGGGCCCGCACAUCGGCCCCUUCAAUGUGGGCAACCCGGGCGAGUUCACCAUGCUGGAGCUGGCCAACCUGGUGAAGGAGGUGGUCAACCCCAACGCGGUCAUUGAGUACCGCGAGAACACGGCGGACGACCCCUCCCGCCGCAAGCCCGACAUCACCAAGAUCAAGGAGGCGCUGGGCUGGGAGCCAGUGGUGCCACUCCGGGAGGGCCUCUUGCGCAUGGUGGACGACUUCAAGCGCCGUCUUGGGGUGGAGUAAAGCCAGAUGGCUGUGCGGAUGAGCACAUGAACUUGACAUGUUUGCAUAAAGUUUUCGUUUUUUGUAAUUCGGGCUAGGGGCGAGGAAGUUCCUCCGUAUUCCUGGAUGCCCCCUGAAGCGGUGUUGGUGUGUUAGGUAACCAGGCGGUGUGCCUCGUGUCUUAUCGUACGGGUGGUGCCGGUCACCUGUUCAGGUGAACAGAUAUCGGUAGUGUUAGGUUAAUGUAUUUGCCUACAUUAGAGGCUGCUCCAGACCUCGUGACAAGGGUAUGGCUAUUGCGAUACCUUAACUUGCAGGUUACUUGUCAUAUGCGGUUAGUUACAAUUGGACAUAAUAACCGUACAUGAAGCACGAUACGUGCUAACCCAUCGUCACAUCGCACCGAAGCGGUGCCGGCGGAAUCAUAGGAUAGGUCUCACAAUAGCAACGAUACGGAAGCCUGUAACCUAAUCCUGCAGCAAUUGUUUUAUGUACCACACGUUCGUACAUGGAAGGUAAACUCGUACAAAACCACUGCCUAUUGCAGAGAACAACAUGUCAAUGAAUCAUUCACACCCAGCGCACCCCGAAGCUACCACGUGCACAGCACAAAAGCGUAAAGAAAAUGUCCAUGAAUACAAGUUCUGGUAUGUGUUGUAGCGCCCCAAGGUCAUACAGGGCUUCAUCUCAAGGAGAAACGGACGCCUGUCGUCAGAAAUGUCUCAUGACUAGCAAUGCGGAAACGUGCUCCGUGCAAACAGAGCAAUCAGGUUAGGUCUAUUAGGCUAUGUACAAGACGCAUUAUGAAGGUACAUGCUACAGCACCGCACAAAAGUAGAAAGCCGCUCGCCAAUGCAAAACGCUGCAGCCUCAAUACGA